CGUUUGUUAUCUAAUACAGUGUGAUCCUAGGCCAAAGUUUUCUAGUAGAUAUUUUGUUAAGGCUGUAUAAGAACAUCGGAUUUGAUCAGGAGUUAGCCAUUAGUUUCUUUCGUGUGUUUAGUGUUUUAUUUUCGUUAGUGUGUGCGUUAAUUCGUUUGUGAAACGGUAGGAUUCAAGACUAGCAACAAGAAAUCUACUAUCGAUAUUUUUGUGUUUGUGACUGCUGAGAACUACUGUACACCGCCAUUGUUUACUACUUGAAGUACGAAAAAUCUAGCUAAACCAAGAUGGCUCAAGAAGUUUCUAUAGGACAGCCGAAGUUAGUCAUUAUAGAGGAAGAAGAAAUACUCCAGUAUGUGAAUCCAUCCCUUCUAAAAGUGGACUAUGCAAGCAGAAAAGUACAGGGCGUAAUUAUUAUUGGAACAUUUAUCUUUGUUUUGGUCCUGUUUUUUGGGUCCAUGUUGUUCUGCAAUCUGUUCUCAGCAUUUCGCUCUCUAGUGUCCAAGCAUAAAGUUUUCAUGAGCCUGGCUAUUGUGAGAGCUGUGUAUGGUGUGUUUGGUAUUGUGAUAGGUUGUUAUGGUAUUUUUAAAACAACGGCCUUAGAUAGGGAUAUUGUAUUUGGGAAGACCGCCACCAGCACUGUGGCUAUGUGCGUGACGGUUGGGUUUUUUAUGUUUGAGUUGUCCGCUGUGAUUUUGUCAGACCUAGCAUACAGAACUUUUUCCAAAAUGUUAAUAAUGCACCACAGCUUAGCUCUUAUAGCCUUCACCCUAGCGUUACAUUCCGAAUCAAAUUACGCUUUCGGUUGCAAAGGUAUGAUUCUUGAAAUGAGCACCCCAUUUUCGUGUCUAUGUUACGUACUUCUUAAAGCAGGUAUGGAAAGCAGUAAACUGUGGACUAUAAAUCAAUGCGUGCUUAUACACACCUUUCACUUGCGGAGCGUAGUUGAGUGCUACCUAUGGUACGUUAGUUACCAAAACUGGACAGAAAUUAGUACCCAUAUGCCCCUCCCCAUUUUCGUGUUGCUCUACGCUAACCUCACCCUGGUUACGUUUAUCAUGACCCCGUACUGGGGCUACAAAAAAACGCAGCAGCUCUUUAACCCCGUAGAUUGGAACUUUCAGGAAUCCAGAAACACAGACAGCAUCUCUAAUGGCAGAGUUUAAAAAAGACGACUAAAUCUUUUUAACUCACAAAUCUCGGUAGUCAUCUAAUUGUUAAAAGCAUCUAUUCCAUAUGCAUUAUAAAUACUCCAUUGUAAAAAAAAAACAUAACUUUUACUUAUGAUUAUAAAUUUACAAUUUCAUAUUUUUUUACACUAGACUUAGUCAUGUAAAAGUUAUUAUUUGUGUACUGGUGUGCAAUACUUUUAUUCAAAAAGCUUAGCUUAUACAAUGUAUUUUUUUGUAAUGGAAAUCCGGUUGAAUUAAAAAGUUAAUUUUAAUAUUUUUAUUUGAACAAUCAUAUAGUCAAAAUUAUUUUUACAGAAAUACAUUAAAUACUGAGUUGUGAUAUUGUCUAGUUGGACAGUAAAACUAAUAUUUAUUUUACUAAUUGUCUAUAUAAUUAUUACUCUUAAAGGGAAAUUAAUCAUUUUAAAUCCUGAAUUUUCUUAUUUUGAUUUUUGUUAAAUUCUCAUAAUGACACUCUGUAGGGAAAAGAUAUUACUAAAAAUCAAACCAUAUAUUUUUUUUUCUCAAAUUGUGAAAGCACAAUUAUAACUUAAACUAUAGCUACUGAUAUUAUUAGUAACAUUAUCAAGUAUAUUUAGUGAUUAUAUUUCUAACAUUGUGGAUUUAUUGAUGAGCUGAUAUUUGAUUUGACUGUUGAAUGUAUUUUAAAAAGUUUUUAUUAGUGUUAACAACGAAGUAUAUUUAAUUAAAAA
Physella acuta is the source of this 1885-nucleotide messenger RNA. RefSeq names its product protein CLN8-like. The record is from RefSeq and is a predicted model, not a curated record. Gene Ontology annotation, biological process: lipid homeostasis. Lineage: Eukaryota; Metazoa; Mollusca; Gastropoda; Physidae. Gene Ontology annotation, cellular component: endoplasmic reticulum; membrane.